Molecule: messenger RNA, 1671 nt
Organism: Thermothelomyces thermophilus ATCC 42464
Lineage: Eukaryota; Fungi; Ascomycota; Sordariomycetes; Sordariales; Chaetomiaceae
Exons: 3
Coding region: 380-1522 (380 amino acids)
Biological process (GO): retrograde vesicle-mediated transport, Golgi to endoplasmic reticulum; endoplasmic reticulum to Golgi vesicle-mediated transport
Cellular component (GO): endoplasmic reticulum; endoplasmic reticulum membrane; COPII-coated ER to Golgi transport vesicle
Source: RefSeq, a predicted model, not a curated record
CCGGGAUUCUUUUUGUGGUCAAGCUGUCCUCAAGCGUUGUGAUGCGUCAGCACCAAUGAUGCGCCAGGGUUGGUGCUGACGAACAUCGAUCAAUUCGAUUGCUUGCGCCUGCUGCGCGCACCUUUGAAAGCAACGAUGCACGCGUGAAUUGGUUUUCGAAGCCAGCCCUUGACGAUCGAUCGAGAGAUAGAGAGACGCGAACCCGCCCGCCUGCCCGCCGAGGGCUUCCGGCCCCCAAAGCCUCCUCCAGGCAUUUGACCAAGCACAACUGAGCAGAACCAAUACGCCCGACAAGAGAACAACAACCCCCCACGAAGAAGAACCAGAAAGCUAGGAAGCGCAGCAAGUGACCGUUCAGGUCACACGAAACGUUGCAACCAUGAACGGCUACGACGAGAAGCACCACCUCGACGAGGACGCCUUCGGCCCAAAAGGCAGCAUCGUCAAGGCCUUUGACGCAUUCCCAAAGGCAAAACCGCAGUACGUCCAGCACACGUCGGCGGGCGGCAAGUGGACCGUGGCCAUGGCGUUCAUCUCGCUGAUCCUGUUUUGGUCGGAGCUGGCGCGCUGGUGGCGCGGCACCGAGGAGCACACCUUCGCCGUCGAGAAGGGCGUGUCGCACGUCCUGCCCAUCAACCUCGACGUGGUGGUGCGCAUGCGCUGCGCCGACCUGCACGUCAACGUCCAGGACGCCGCCGGCGACCGCAUCCUGGCCGCCAGCGCCCUCCGCCGCGACCCGACCCUGUGGGCGCACUGGGUCGACGGCAAGGGCGUCCACCGCCUCGGCCGCGACGCCCAGGGCCGCGUCAUCACCGGCGAGGGCUACACGGGCGCCGACCACGACGAGGGCUUCGGCGAGGAGCAUGUCCACGACAUCGUCGCCCUCGGCCGGAAGAGGGCCAAAUGGAGCCGCACCCCGCGCCUCUGGGGGGCCGAGGCCGAUAGCUGCCGCAUCUACGGGAGCCUGGAGCUCAACAAGGUCCAGGGCGACUUCCACAUCACGGCCCGGGGGCACGGAUACAUGGAGUUUGGCGAGCACUUGGAUCACAAUGCCUUCAAUUUCUCCCACAUCAUCUCGGAGCUCUCCUUCGGGCCCUUCCUGCCCUCGCUCGUCAACCCGCUCGACCGCACCGUCAACACGGCGCCGGCCCACUUUUACAAGUUCCAGUACUUCCUGUCCGUGGUGCCCACCACCUACAGCGUCGGCCACCCGGAGGAGCGCGGCUCCCGCUCCGUCCUGACCAACCAGUACGCCGUCACGGAGCAGAGCAAAGCCGUCCCCGAGAACACGGUGCCCGGCAUCUUUGUCAAGUACGACAUCGAGCCCAUCCUGCUCAACAUUGUCGAGACGCGGGACAGCUUCUUCGUCUUCCUCAUCAAGGUCAUCAACGUGGUCAGCGGCGUGCUGGUGACGGGCCAUUGGGGGUACCGCUUGACCGACUGGGCGAGGGAGGUCCUGGGCCGGCGUCGGAGAGGGCAUAGCGACGGCGUAUUGGGAAAGACGGCUCAUCUUGAAGAGUAGGCGGGUUGUUUUUUUUUUUCCUUAGAUAUAGACCAGAUAUAUAUGAGUGCCUUUUUUUCGGGAGGGUGAAGGGUAGAGGGAGGGGCGUUUGAUCAUCCAUUGUCUUUUUUUGAGCUCUAGUUUUGUACAGGGGGAGGGGGCGAACUGCA